Messenger RNA from Nestor notabilis (Kea), 477 nucleotides. RefSeq names its product killer cell lectin-like receptor subfamily B member 1C. The transcript has 3 exons. Gene Ontology annotation, cellular component: plasma membrane. Gene Ontology annotation, molecular function: transmembrane signaling receptor activity. The annotation marks the transcript as partial. NCBI's taxonomy places the organism in Eukaryota, Metazoa, Chordata, Aves, Psittaciformes, Psittacidae. The record is from RefSeq and is a predicted model, not a curated record.
GCAUCUGUGGCUGAGGAAAGCGCUCAGCCUACAGACUGCUGCCCUUCGGGCUGGCUGCUGUACAGGGGCAAGUGCCUCUUCAUCUCAUCGGAGAAGAAGACAUGGGAGGACAGCAGAGAUGAAUGUGAGAAGAAAUACUCUCAGCUCCUGAUCACCAAAUCCUGGAGUCGCUGGACUGUGCCGACCUUCCUGAAGAAUGCAGACAUCCCAUAUUGGAUUGGGCUGCAGAAGAGCAUCUUCCCCUGGUAUGACUACGGCUGGCUGGAGGAAGGGGACCCAGAUGACAGGGGUGUCUCGGACGCCUGGUUCUGGGUGGAUGGCUCCCUUUACGAAAGGCCGUGGCAGUCGAAGUCGAACGGGUCCUGUGCCAUAAUAAGCCGCGGGAACAUCAAACCUGCCCAGUGCGCCGGUCCCGACGACCUGCACCUCUGGAUCUGCGAGAAGGCGGCGGGGCCCAGCAACCCUUUCAUGGGAUGA